CUGCUCGAUACACAGUCAUGUCUGGGUGGGUCUAUGUGGAAGAUAAAAAAAACAACAACAAUGACUACAUCUAUUCUGCACGACUGACCACAGUCGAGCCUUACACGCCUCAGCCAAUAGCUAAAGAGGAGAAAGAGGAUCUGACAACAGCGGAUGUCUACAACACGCCCUUAUCAGCAAACAGAAGAGGACGCCUGGAGUCGAGUCCAACAGUCGAUCAGGAGAAGUGCCGGAUUGUGCGACAGGUGAAGGAUCACACACACCUAAGGAUCACACACCUGAGGAUCACACACAUGUGAGGAUCACACACGCCUGAGGAUCACACACGUCUGAGGAUUACACACACGUGAGGAUCACACACACCUGAGGAGAAAACGCCACCGUCUUGUCACCUUCAGCACGUGCUUCUUGCCCGGAAAUGGAGAACGAACCGAUUACAGUCGAGUAUAUUACAACGAAACAGUCCAUGUGGUGGGGAACUCUUGGGACCGUCCGUCCGUUUCUGCCGUUCGAUCCGGAUCUGGACGCACAUCAGAUUCACGCGGCGCUGGAUAAGAAAAAUGCUGAUGUGGUGACUGUGAUAAACAUCCUUACUAACAGGACCAAUGCCCAAAGACAGAGCAUCGCUUCAGUCUUCCAAAACCACACACAGAAGGGUCUGAGCGCAGCUCUGAAGAAAGGUCUUUCAGGAGCUGUGCAGGAUCUGCUGUUAGGACUCAUGAUGACUCCAGCUCGCUUUGACGCUCAUCGCCUUCGACAGUCCAUGGAGGGUCUCGGGACAGACGAGGAAGCUCUCCUGGAGGUCUUGUGCACCAGAUCACAGAACCAGCUCCGACAUAUCACUGUAGCGUAUUAUGAAGCGUACAGCCGUUAUCUGGAGAACGACCUGAUCAGUGAGACGAGUAAAGAAUUUACCAAGCUGGUGCUGGCCAUAUUGAAGAAGGAGGAGAUAAACACGCCCAGCAAGAUCGAUUAUGAGCUUAUUGAGCAAGAUGUCAAGAAACUCAGAGACGCUAUCAUCGGAAAGAAAUCUAACCCUGAGCCCUGGAUUCAGGUGCUCACGUCACGCAAUUCUGACCAUCUCAACAGAGUGCUUUCUAGGCUUGAGGAUCAGAAAGGCGAGGCAGUGGAGAAAACUAUCCAGAACAGCUUCUCAGGAGACGUGCGAAUGGGGCUGCGGAUUUUGGUUAACACUAUCCAAAACACACCGCUCUUCUUAGCCCAGCGCUUACACACCAGCAUGAAGAAAAGCUCUGUGGUUAAUGGUAUCAUGGUGGCUCGGAGUGAAGAGGACCUCCUGCGGGUGAGGGUCGAGUUCUGCAAACUGACCAAUCUCUCCCUUUACUCCACCAUACAGAAAGAAUUCAAAGGCGAGCUGCAGCUGGCUCUCCUGGCUCUGUGUCGAUCUGAGGAUGCAUAGAGGAACAAGCAUGGAACAAGCGAGGAGAAAGAUUGCAAUUGAACCUGUACAGAAAUUUACUUUCCCUGACUCACAUACUGUACACUUUGCUACAUGGUUAUUUAACAUUCUCAGAAUAUUUCACAUUCUGUCUUGGUUUAGGAUUAAAACCAUAAGAAAGAGAAAUUGCACUGUGGUGCAUUAUUAUUAUUAUUAUUAUUAUUAUUAUUAUUAUUAUUAUUAUUAUUAUUAUUAUUAUUAUCAUUAUUAUUAUCAAUAUUAUUAUUAUUAUUGUGUGGACUUAUUGCUAUGGUGACGUAUCUUUUGAGGAGACAUGUAUUUGUAUGGAAGGAGUCUUCAGGACUCUACAGUGUCCAUGGUUAUGCCGUAACUUUUUUUCUGGACAGUGGAGUUGUUCACGCUUUAUGGUUUCUCUGUAACAUAAAAAAAAAGAAUUUUUUGUCUUAUUAACUUAAAAAAAAAUAGACUGGAUGGUGAGAAAUGUAUAGUUUCUGGAAGUGGCAACAGGAUGUAAAUGUAACUUUUAAUGGAUAAAAAGAAAAUAUCAAUUAUAAAUGGUAUUUGAUGAUAAAUGGUGCAGUAUGUGAGGAAUAAAACCCCAUAAAGUGUAAAUCUAUAAUAAGUCUCAGUCCGCAUGAACCUUCUUCUUGCUAUUAUAGAAACAGGAGAUGUUCAGUUAGGAGAUUUGGAGAAGCUUUUGUGUUAAAUCAUGUUCCUCCUGAGCCACUCCUGCACUGAUUCCAUUGACCUGCAGUGGAUUUGGUUCCAAAACGGAAGCUACAAAUUAGGAAGGUUUUAACCCCCAACACCUAGACACCUCCAAAGACCUCAAAAGAGAAUGACCCGAACUUUAACCCUUGACAUAUCCUUUUCCUAUCUCCUGAUUCAGCAUUUUUUUUGUAUUGGUUCACAUUGUUAUCCUCUUUCCUUUUGGGAAAAGUGUGUGCUUCCUUCCUUGUGUCCCUCUGCAAUACAUAUGACAACAAUGAUGUCACUGUUUUAUAUAUGGGUGUAUUAAAUACACAGAAUAAAAAAGAGCUUAAAGUGUCU
Hemibagrus wyckioides is the source of this 2470-nucleotide messenger RNA. Its product is annotated as annexin A2-like. The coding region runs from base 419 to 1420 and encodes 333 amino acids. The transcript is spliced from 13 exons. The record is from RefSeq and is a predicted model, not a curated record. NCBI's taxonomy places the organism in Eukaryota, Metazoa, Chordata, Actinopteri, Siluriformes, Bagridae. Gene Ontology annotation, molecular function: calcium ion binding; calcium-dependent phospholipid binding. Gene Ontology annotation, cellular component: cytoplasm.